AACAACAACACAACCCGCAGCCACGCAAUUUUCGCGCACUCCUCGCCCUUUCUUCUAUCACUAACCCUCCUCCUACAUUGUAUCCACCAAUCUCCUUUCGAUCGCAAUUUAAAAAUCGUUAUUACCACCGACUUGGAUCCAGCACGACCCGAGUAAACAGAGACAUUAUACAACAAUACGGCCCCACGCCCCGGAACACAACAAACGCACAACGCAGCAGCAGCGCAUGGUUUCCUAUCCCGACUCCCAAGGGGCAGAGCGGUCGCUCGCGAUUCGCCGCCCACCCUCCGUCACAUCGCAUUCCUCGAGGGCGUCGACCGUGCGAAGGCAUCGACCGCACCGGUCACAUUUCGGAGGGUCGUCCUACCAACCGCAGAACGAGUUCCCGGUCUUCACGCACACCGGCGAUGUCGAGAUCAUCAUAUCGAACGGGAGGAAGGAGCAGCGGUAUCUUUUGCACAAGUUGAUCCUCACGCAGUGUUCCGGGUUCUUCAGUGCGGGGACGAGCGACGAGUGGGCGAAUGCUGGGGAGGGGAACUCGGUGAAUCCGAAUGCGCUGGCGAGGAUACCGUCCGGGUCGGCGCCAGAGAAGAAGAUGUGGAGAUAUGAGUUAGACUGGGGGAAUAAUGACGAGGAGCUACCCAUGCUCAUACAAAAGAAAGCACAAUCCACGAUAUUCGGCAGCGGCGAUGUCGCACCUCCUCCCCAACCGCCAUCCGCGCGCAAUAAACCCUCCGCCCCGCAAUCCGGUUUCUUCAGGAGCAUGGCCAACUUCUCCUCGCUCCAUGUCCCCGCAACGCAGAGCGAUCCCGACGACGACCUCUUCCGCGACUACGACAACAUGUUCCGCGUCUUCUACAACUACCCGCCCACCCUCGACCCUAUCAACAUCGCAAACGCCUAUGUGGAAUGCAAGUCGCUACUACAGCUCGCGGACAUGUACGACGCGCUGGAGGUCAUCGGACCGCGGGUCGACCAUCACCUGUUGCGAUUCCAGGGCAGAUUAUGGAAGCAGAUCGCGAAAUACCCUCCCAGCUAUCUCAAGCUGGGCUACAUGGCUCGCAGCAAAGCCAUCUUCCAAGAAGCCAUGGUGCACGUGGUGGGCCAGUGGCCGCAGGGCGCCAACCAAUUGCGCGGACAGACAUCGGACGGAGUGAUCGACCUGAUCGAGGACAAAGUUGACGAGCUCGACGAGAUGAAGGCGAAGAUCGAGGGCAAACUGUUCCGGAUAACGCUCACGACGAGUCGGGGCGAGAGGGUGACGCCGAGUAACAACUGGCUGGAUUGGCUCGCGAUGAGUCUGUUCAGGCAGUGGUUGGCAGAGAACACGACACCACCCCCAGCGCCGAUAUUGAAGUCACCGAGGCCGCCGAACUCGAGGAACGGCGGCGACAAUAGUCCGCUCCCGCCGCCGCCGGCGUUCAACACCGGUCGCGUCUUCCGUCUGCUCGGCACGGGAGGCUCGAGCUAUCUGAACCACGACGAAUGCAAGCGGUUCCUCCGCCUGUCGCCCGACCAGUAUAAUCGAGAAAAUCUAAAACGAUUCGAGCGGAGGAUCGACGAGAUCAAAGAGCGCGCGAAAGACGUCGUCAAACCAGUGAUGCGAAAUUUCCUUGAACUCGACCUAGGCCGGGACGGAGGUGGAUUGCCAUACCUGACGAGCACGCGAUUAGAAUUGCAAGAUUUCCCAUGGGACGAGGGCGUAUGAAUUUAAAAAUUGAUUUAACAUGUUGUUACGAAAUCGCGAAAGAAAGGAGUCAAUUCGCAUCGAUGUUGAUGGGAUCCAUGGAUG
Molecule: messenger RNA, 1792 nt
Organism: Aaosphaeria arxii CBS 175.79
Lineage: Eukaryota; Fungi; Ascomycota; Dothideomycetes; Pleosporales
Exons: 2
Coding region: 227-1708 (493 amino acids)
Source: RefSeq, a predicted model, not a curated record